GCAACUAACAUCCUGUUUGAUCAACUAACAGGAUGUUGAAACCACAUGCCCUUCUUUUCUUUGUUCAACACAGAAUCGAAAGUGACUAUAGAGAUCAGAGAAUCAUGGAAGCUCAUUCUUCUUAUUACGGUAACAUAAUGGAUGUGGAUACCACUGGAGCUUCUCUUGAAACUGGAAAACAAGAAGGCUUGGAUUUUGGGGGGGUUGAAGCUUCAAAAAUAAUUGCAAGGAGAGAUCUAAACAAUUUAGAGAAAUAUAAAAUGAAGAUUAAGCGUGUCAGUGAAAAAACAAAUAUUGAUGCUGCUGUGAUUGCUGCUAUUAUGUCUCGAGAAUCACAUGCUGGAACUAUCCUAGAAGAUGGUUGGGGUGACCAUGGAAAUGGAUUUGGAUUAAUGCAGGUGGAUAAAAGAUAUCAUAAACUAGUUGGCACCUGGGACAGUGAGGAACACAUUAAUCAUGCUACUCUCAUUCUCUGUAGCAUGAUAGACGAGAUUAAAAAAAAAAAUCCAUUAUGGACAAACGAACAGCAGCUCAAAGGUGGAAUUUCAGCAUACAAUGCAGGACCUAAAAAUGUCCAAAGCUAUGAGCGAAUGGACGUAGGCACUACAAAGAAUGACUAUGCCAAUGACGUUGUUGCAAGAGCCAAGUUUUACAAAACAAAUGGAUAUUAAAAAUCUAGAACAAAGAUGCUGUCAUUUCAUCCUUAUCCCAUUUUUUAUGUAAAAUUAGCAAUAUCUAUUUGCUAAAUUCUACAAAAAUAAAGUUGUGCCAACUUCUGCAGAAAAUAAAGCAAUAUUGCUAUUUUAUGGUUGCAAUCACAUUUCG
Molecule: messenger RNA, 825 nt
Organism: Protobothrops mucrosquamatus (brown spotted pit viper)
Lineage: Eukaryota; Metazoa; Chordata; Lepidosauria; Squamata; Viperidae
Product: lysozyme g
Exons: 5
Coding region: 33-671 (212 amino acids)
Biological process (GO): peptidoglycan catabolic process; defense response to Gram-positive bacterium
Cellular component (GO): extracellular region
Molecular function (GO): lysozyme activity
Source: RefSeq, a predicted model, not a curated record